GCAGUGAGCGAGGAAAUGCCUCGCCGCUGCGCAUGCUCUAAGGGAUGUGUUUCAUUCUUAUUUCUUUCAUUGAGCUCUAUUCUCAUUGGAACUGCUCCCUAUAUAUAUAUAUAUAUAUAUAUAAUAGCUUUUUCUUUCAAAAAUGCCUAGAGAGAGAAGAUCGCCGGAAUCCUAUGGAUUUCCCGGCAGAAUUCCGGCUACUCACCAUAACAGAUUUUACACUACAAAUACCAAUCCAAAUCACAAACAGUCCAUUCUACCUCAAGCUAAGAAAUUAUUCAGCCAAAUUUUACAUGAGGAUGGGAAUACAGUCAUGGGGAAGAUAGAGGGUUCAUUCAAUGGUAUGCCGUCUGCCACCUUCACCCUGGAUGAAGAGCGAAAACUUGAAAGAAAGAUGCAGUUUGCCCUGGUUGGAAGAGGAGUCAGAUUUAUCAACCUCAUCACUAUCAAAAGCUUCCUUGAAGGGACUGGUUUCCAGGGGGGCUCAAGCUUCAUAGACUCAUCAACAACGAUGUGCUUCUUAUCUUCAACAAAGAGGAAGAAUACCUGAGAUUCUUCAUUAGAGGUACCUGGAUUAUCAAUAAUAUUAAGUUUUAUGUUUCGAAAUGGACUACUGAUUAUAGUCCUCAUAAAGAUAGCUCUAUUGUUCCUUUAUGGGCUACUAUCAGCAACCUUCCCACCCACUUCAUUACUCCAGAGGCCUUAUUUACCAUUACCAGUUCAAUUGGUCAGCCUUUACUCAUGGAUUUCCAAAUAGCUAAUCUUAUCAGAACCAAUGAAGCUAGGUGUUGUAU
Cuscuta campestris is the source of this 794-nucleotide messenger RNA. The record is from the annotation of a GenBank genome assembly. Lineage: Eukaryota; Viridiplantae; Streptophyta; Magnoliopsida; Solanales; Convolvulaceae.